This is a messenger RNA of Micropterus salmoides (largemouth bass), 4610 nucleotides long. RefSeq names its product NAD kinase b (gene nadkb). The transcript has 11 exons. Bases 2322 to 3815 code for a protein of 497 amino acids. The record is from RefSeq and is a predicted model, not a curated record. Gene Ontology annotation, molecular function: NAD+ kinase activity. Gene Ontology annotation, biological process: NAD+ metabolic process; NADP+ biosynthetic process. NCBI's taxonomy places the organism in Eukaryota, Metazoa, Chordata, Actinopteri, Centrarchiformes, Centrarchidae.
UAGCUACUUAGCUAACGUAAGUUAGCGUAAAUGCUAAAAAGAAAGUUGUAACAUUAGACCUUGGUUUGGUGUAGGUUGGGUCAUUCAUUAGUCAGAUAGUUAAAUGAAUAUUUAACUGUUAACUGUGUUUUGUGGAAAAUCAAUAUAACGUUAACGUUAGCCUGUUUGCUGUAGGAGUGAAACUAAACUUUUGAGUGUAGAGCUGCAACGAUUAAUCAAUUAGUUCUCAACCAAUAAAUUAAUCGCCAGGUAUUUUGAUAAUCAAUUAAUCAGUUCCAGUGACAUUUUAAAGAGAAAAUAAAGUCUAAAUUCUGAUUUCAGCUUCUGAAAUGUGAAUAAUCUCAAGUUUCUCUAACGUUAGUCCUCAGUGACCGUAAACUGAAUGUCUCUGGGAUGCAGAAAAAACAAGACAUUUGAGGAGGACAAAUUGGUCUUUGGGAAACACUGAUGACAUUUUUCAACAUUUUCUGACAAUUUAUAACUUUAGACCAAAAAAAAAAGAUUAAUUGAGAAAAUAAUCGAGCACAUUGUUUGACAACAAAUAUUAGUUGCAGCCUUUCUUGUGUGAUGAAUAAAUCGAUUUUUCCAUGUUAAACAUUUAGUUACUCUAACUUUAUGAAAACCAAAAAAGAAAUGUAAACAGCCCAUUCAGUACCUAACCUUAAAUUAAGCCUUUAAACAGCCAGAAAACACAAGACAAAACUAGUUAUCUAUUUAUGUGAAAUGGAUAAAGGCUGUCAUCAAGUGACUAUUAUUUAUCACUUAACCCCUUGAGCUAGGGCUGCAACUAACUAACUAAGAAACCAGAAGUAAUUCACAUUUAAGAAUCUGAAAUCAGAGAAUUUGUACUACUUUAUUUCUUUAAAAGAUUACUUCACCUUGUGGUUCAUACCAAGUAGUUAAACUACUGCGACACAGUAUUACUUUAUGAAUGACACUUAAAAUUGUUACAUUUUAAAUCUUCAUAAGUAGACUGCUAUGUUAAAAAUCAAUUGAUCUGCUGAUUGUUUUCAAUUAAUUAUUGAUCCUUUUGUCCUCAAAACCAGAGCCCAAGGUGUUGCUGUCAUGAUGUUUUUAAAGAGGUCAUACUAGGCUCAUUUUCAUGUUCAAAAUCUUACUUAGGGAUUGCACCAGAACAGGUUUACAUGGUUUCAUUUAAAAAAAAAAAACACCAUGGAGUGAUACAUUUUAACUCUACAAGAUCUUUGUUGGGAGUUCCUAGUUAAGGACUACUAGCCAAUGAGAAACAGAGUAGGGUGGGACGUGAGAAGCCGGUAAACACUGCUUCGUUUCAGCUGUUUAUGUUCCCCUUAGCAACAUGGACCAGAGCAAGAGUUGUGAGACAUUAAUUUGUUUUCAGGGAUGAAAGGGAAACGGCUGGACUAGAAACCAGCUGUUUUCAGGCUGUUCAGAGCAGUGUUUUCUGUAGGAGAUGGGAACUCCCUUUGGGGUGGACUUUAAGCUUUUUGACUUUGCAAACCUAUUACAUGGACAAAAAAGAACUCACUAAAGAAGAGGAAAAAAGGAAAAAAGCAUAUAUGACCUCUUUAAAGUGCUUGUGCCAAAAUGUACAGUGAUAUAUUGAACAUAAAAAAAGCAGCAAAUCCUCAUAGAAGUUGGAACCAGAGAUGUUGGUAUUUUAGCUUCAUAAAGUACAAAACGAUUAAAUGAUUAUCAUACUAUGUAGAAUAAUUGUUGGAGUUUCAUUUUCUGGCAGCUGACUACUUAUUUAAUCCACUAAUCGUUUCAGCUCUAAAGUAUUUUCAGUUAAAAAAAAAAAAUCUCAUUGUUCGUCUUCUUCUUUAAAUUGUCAAAAUAUUUUUGUUCUGUUCCCUCUCCUCAUUCACUCUCUGACUCGCUCGACCACCAUUGCUGUUUCUCUCGCUCUGUGAGCCAGGGGGGAGGGCCCAACUUGGUGUGGUUUAGGGCUGCACAAUUAAUCGAAAUCAGAAAUUGGAAUAUGGCCUACUGCAAUUUUAAAAUCGCAGGAAGUGCAGUAUUUGUUAAAUGCAAAGUGCGUGUCAUAAUACCAUUUUAAAUGUAAUAUUGUCGUGUUGCAGAGUUGUACACUUCAUAUUCUACAGUCUUAAGAAAACGUCUUUGUUUGGUACGGAUCCCAGCAAAAAUAACAUCAUAAACAUGUAAAUAAGUUUAUCAAUGAAAAUGAGAAUAAUUAUGUAAAAAUUAUCAUUCCCUCCAAUAUUGCAAAUCAUAUCGCAAAUGCAAUAUCAGUCAAAAUAAUCGCAAUUAGAUAUUUUUUAAAAAUCUUUAGGCUGUAGUGUGUUUACAAACAGGAGAUGCUGAUGUUCUCCCUUUAACAGAUGUUUCUUCCCUGCAGAAUGGAGAAUUCAGAGGCCAGUCCAUCAUCGGGGCCCCUGGCAAUGCCGAAUAAAGGCAUGGCGCGACCUUCAGCCCCCUCUGGUCAGCUGUCCGAGUCAGCCAGGCCCUCCAAGCACAGGGAGCACCCGUCCAAGUCACCACGGAGACGACGGAGGGGGAUGAGAUCACAGCGGCGGGGGGGUGGUCAUGAACAGCUGCUCUGGGAGAUCGAGCGGCAGAGGUUGCCGGGACAACACGAGCACUCGGAGCCUUCUGGCUCAGCAAGCGACACAGCGGAAAGCUCGCCUAAGAGGAGAGCCCACUUUCUACAUGGACCGUAUCCAGCCACUCACUUCGGACCCAAAGCCUGUAUUCUUCCCAACCCAACUUCAGUCAUGCACAUCCAGGACCCAGCCAGCCAGCGGCUUACCUGGAAUAAACCUCCCGUCAAUGUGCUCAUCAUAAGGAAAAUCAGAGAUGAGAGCCUCGUCGAGCCUUUCAAAGAGCUCUGCAGGUUUCUAGUGGAGGAGAAGCAGAUGAUGGUGUACGUGGAACGCAGGGUAGCAGAUGAUGCUACGCUGUCAAAGGACGAGGCGUUCGGCUCCAUCCGCAAUCAGCUCUGCACCUUCAGAGAGGGUUAUGAUGAUAUCUCUGACUGCAUAGACCUGAUCAUCUGUCUGGGGGGAGAUGGGACUCUGCUCUACGCCUCCUCUCUCUUCCAGGGGAGCGUCCCCCCGGUAAUGGCAUUUCACCUCGGUUCUCUGGGUUUCCUGACGCCCUUCAAAUUUGAGUCAUACAAGACUGAAGUGGCCAAAGUGUUUGAAGGCAAUGCAGCCAUCACUCUGCGCAGUCGUCUGAAGGUGAAGGUGGUGAAGGACAUGCUUCAGAGAGCAGGCCAGCAGCCGUAUAGCCGGGAGCCGCAGCAGGAACACAACGGGCUACUUCCUCAUGGACACACAAACAGCGAGGCCGGCAAGGUCACCCUGCAGCUACAGGUGUUGAAUGAGGUGGUGGUGGACCGAGGCCCGUCCUCCUACCUGUCCAAUGUGGACUUGUAUCUCGAUGGGCGACUCAUCACCUCGGUGCAGGGAGACGGUGUGAUUGUGUCCACACCUACAGGCAGCACAGCAUAUGCAGCUGCAGCCGGAGCCUCCAUGAUCCACCCUAAUGUACCCGCCAUCAUGGUCACCCCCAUCUGCCCACACUCACUCUCCUUCAGGCCUAUCGUUGUCCCUGCUGGGGUGGAGCUCAUGAUCACCUUGUCCCCUGAUGCCAGGAACACCGCCUGGGUGUCGUUUGAUGGCAGGAAGAGACAGGAGAUCCAAUAUGGAGACUGUAUCAAGAUCACUACGUCUUGCUACCCAGUGCCCUCCAUCUGUUGCCAUGACCUGGUGUACGACUGGUUUGAAAGCCUGGCUCAGUGUUUGCACUGGAACGUGCGCAAGAGGCAGGAGCGGCUGGCGGACAUCUCGGACUCGUCAGACACAGAAAACUGAAUCAGCGGAUGCUCUUACUGGCCUACAUUGAAGUCACCCAGUCGACCUGAGAGUGAAUGAAGUCGCCCUGCAAACAUUUUCAGGACAGAAACACUGCACUGUGAAAGCAAGAGCACGUGUGUCUACAGCCAGAUUAGUGUCACGUAGUCCUAUGAAUAGCACUUACAACGAGCAUACUGUGUAUACAGUGUUUUAUACAAGAGUCACACAUGCGCGUAGCAUCUCAUUACAUUCCAGUUCCUACACAAUUUAAAGCGAGAGAGCAUGUUUCUCACCUAGAAAUGGUAAAAUAAAAAACUCUUGCAGCCACUUAUAUGAUUACAGUAUAUUAAUAUUCUGAAUGAAUACUGUUUUUAUCACCACCGUGAUGAUCUGUGUGUGAGAUGUAGGUGUUACUGACAUAAACUCAGUAGGAUUAUAGAUAGAAAAACACUGAUACAUUGAGAAAAGGACUGUAAAUGUGUACAUACAGGAUUUGGAAAUAUAUUUAUUUUAUGUCCUAUUAAUGUGAUAUUUAUGUAUUUUCAAGAUGUGCUUUAAGACUUAAAACUGAAUUUCUGUUAUUGAGUCAGCCAAAAACUGUUGCAUGUGAUAGUUACUAUAAAGAGUUCAGUUUCGUUUCUGCCCUUGUUAAAUUAAGUUUUAGAACAAAACAAAAUGGAACGAGUUGGAGGAGUUUCCACCAGUCACGCUGUUUUCAUGGUCAAUUAACUGUCGAAGUGAAAUAAAAUAAAAGUCUGUAGUAGAAAGGAGUAGAAUUUAAAAAAAUUAAACGCUUGCUAACUUUCUGUGUGA